GGCCCCGCGGUGCUGCUGGCGCUCGCCGUGGCCGUGGCCGCGGGGGACCCGGUGGGGCCGCGCAGUGACCGCGCCGUGGGCGCGCUGCUGGGGCUCCUGCUCUGCCUCGCCGUGGGGCUGGCGCUGGCCUGGCACCACCUCUGCCGCCUCUCGGCCGGGCGCUACCGCCCCAGCCCCAUGGGCCGGAGGGCGCUGGAGGGGCUGCGGAGGCGCUGGCGGCGGCUGCGGCCGGCGGGGGAUCCGGUGGAGGAGCCCGGGGGCGAGGAUGGGGACGAGGAGGAGGAAGAGGCCGAAGCAGACGCGGGAGCCGGGGAGAGCCCCCCAAGUGUGGGGCAGGCGGAGGGGGGCAGCGCCGAGGCUCUGCUCAGGGAGCUCCAUGCGUUCUCGGGGACGGCGGCGUGGGGGGACGCGCAGCCCCACGUCACUGCUCUGUGAGACCCCAACACCUGUGACACCCCAAAACACUGACACCCCAA
Pezoporus occidentalis (night parrot) is the source of this 476-nucleotide messenger RNA. It is a transcript of the gene PTPRCAP, whose product is annotated as protein tyrosine phosphatase receptor type C associated protein. The annotation marks the transcript as partial. The transcript has a single exon. The record is from RefSeq and is a predicted model, not a curated record. Lineage: Eukaryota; Metazoa; Chordata; Aves; Psittaciformes; Psittacidae.